Molecule: messenger RNA, 645 nt
Organism: Amborella trichopoda
Lineage: Eukaryota; Viridiplantae; Streptophyta; Magnoliopsida; Amborellales; Amborellaceae
Source: RefSeq, a predicted model, not a curated record
AUGGGGCGAGGAAAGCUUGAAAGGAAGAUGAUAGAGAACGAACCAAAUAGGAGAGUGACUUAUUCAAAGAGAAAAAAUGGCCUUCUCCAGAAGGCUUAUGAGCUAUAUGUUCUCUGUGAUGUGGAUAUUGCUCUUAUGAUGAUUGAAGAAGUUUUUGCUCGCUAUGUAGACCUUCCUGUGCAUAUACGAGAGAGGAUAUUCGAAGGUGAACCCAUAAGGAUCGCAUCACUAUCAGAAGCAGAAUACUAUGAACAUAUCCUUCAAGAUACACUCAGUCAACUAAACAAUCGCAAAACAUAUUAUCAUGGAGAGAAUUCAAAUGCUGGUGGGUUCAAUUCGGCUCAAAUUCCGGAUUGGUUCCCACCAAGGGAAACACGCUCCCCACUUCAAAUUUUCUUAGAAUUCAAUUCUCAGCACUCCAUACGGGAACAUCCACAAUCAAAUCCAGAUUGCUUACCCAAUUCAUCCGCGAGUUCUUUAAUAAUAAACGAUAAUGCAUUGAACCUUACUGAUCAAGUUGGUUUGAACGAUAAGAGCAAUCGCGUGGAGACAAAUGAAGUGCUUGCUCCAAUUGAGACUGCAACAUUUCAGGGGCCUGAAACUUACACCACCGGAACAUCUACGAUUCACCCUUUGGCAAUCUGA